Messenger RNA from Scophthalmus maximus (turbot), 3588 nucleotides. It is a transcript of the gene slc9d1, whose product is annotated as transmembrane and coiled-coil domains 3. Gene Ontology annotation, cellular component: membrane. Bases 331 to 2361 code for a protein of 676 amino acids. The record is from RefSeq and is a predicted model, not a curated record. Gene Ontology annotation, biological process: potassium ion transmembrane transport; proton transmembrane transport. The transcript is spliced from 15 exons. Gene Ontology annotation, molecular function: potassium:proton antiporter activity. Lineage: Eukaryota; Metazoa; Chordata; Actinopteri; Pleuronectiformes; Scophthalmidae.
GGAGGGGGGGGGGGGGUGUCGCUGCUGCUGCGGCACAACAACACGAUUGUUCUCGUCUUCUUCUUCUUCUUCCUCCUCCUCCGCCUCGUCCCCGGUCGUGCGGUGGAGUGAGGAGCCAGGACGGUGCUCACGGUUCGCAGCAGCCAAGUGCGAGACAGAGGUGCUAUUGAUUUCCAGCAACAGUAGCGGAGUGGCUGCAGUCCAGUCGCAGGAGGACGGACAGAGGAGGAGUUUGGAAAGUUAACAUCACUCAGCCUGACUCAUGCUUACAAAGGUCUCUUCCUCUUGAUCAGUCUCCACACUCCGGUGGAGACACAAGCCGAGGUCUGGAUGCAGGUUGUGUGCUGUUGGCUGCUGUGCCUCGGCCUGGCAGCGGCGGCCGCUGUGCUGCAGAGGGACCAGGUGGCCCAGAGCGCCAUCAAGCUCUACCGGAGCAAGGGGGUCCGGCAGGGCCACAGCUGGGGGGUCGGCAACUGCAAGCGGCUGGUUGGUCUCCUGCGUCAGAAGAAUGUGGCCGUCAAGAAGCUGGCCGCCGCUGCAGACGCUGUCGGAAGAGACCGGGCCCUGUCGGAGUCCGAGAGGCUUUUCCAGGUUCACACCCUGGAGGUUUUCCAGAAGGAGCUGAACGAGAGCGAGAACCUGGUGUUCCAGGCGGUGCACAGCCUGCAGAGGGCGCUGCAGGGAGACUUAAGGGACGUGGUGAACAUGAAGGAGAGCAGCAGGCAGCGGCUGGAGGCCCUCAGGGAGGCCGCCAUAAAGGAGGAGCAGGAGUUCGUGGAGCUGGUGGCGGCCGAGAAGCACCAGCAGGAAGCUGCCAAGAGCGUUUUGGCCCAGAACAAGACUCUGUCCAUGCUGGAUGAAAUCCUGGAGGACGUCCGAAAGGCAGCGGACCGACUAGAGGAGGAGAUCGAGGAGCACGCAUUCGAUAACAACAAACAGAUGAAAGGAGUGAACGUGGAGGCGGUGCUGAGAGUGGAGGACGAUGACGAGAACGGAGGGAAGAGGAGCAACAAGUCCAGGCAGAAGGAAGUGGAGGACGACCUGUGGGGACUGAGCAUGCUCAUCGACUCGCAGAACAACCAGUAUGUUCUGACCAAACCUCGAGACUCCACGAUGCCGAGGGCAGACCAUCACUUCAUCAAGGACUUGGUGUCGGUGGUGAUGUUGUCCCUUCCUUGCGGCUGGAUCUGCUCUCUAGUCGGCCUUCCUCCGAUGUUUGGGUACAUCAUCUGUGGGGUCCUGCUUGGUCCGUCUGGCCUCAACAGCAUCAAGUCCAUGGUCCAGGUGGAGACUCUCGGGGAGUUGGGCGUGUUCUUCACUCUCUUUGUGGUGGGGUUGGAGUUCUCACCCGAGCGCCUUCAAAAGGUAUGGAAAACGUCAGUCCAGGGGUCGUGCUACCUGAGUCUGCUGAUGGUGGGGGCCGGUUUGCUGUGGGGCCAGGUCUUGCAUAUUCGACCCACCCAGACCGUGUUCAUCUCCACUUGUCUCUCCCUGUCCAGCACUCCACUGGUGUCCCGCUUCCUAGCAGGGGGGAGCAGGGGGGACAAGGAAGGCGACUCGGACUACAGCAGUGUUCUUCUUGGGAUGUUGGUGAUGCAAGAUGUUCAGCUUGGCCUCUUCAUUGCCGUCAUGCCAACGCUGAUCCAGGCACAGAGUGGAGACUUGGACAGCCUCCUGUUUGGAAGCCUCCACGUGCUCUACCUGCUGCUCCAGGUGCUGGUGUCUCUGGCUGCCGUGCUGCUGCUCUGCCUGCUGCUAAGAACCUUCCUGAUUGGCCCAUAUUACAAGAAGCUGCACGCCGAGAGCAAAGGAAACAAGGAGAUCCUGGUGCUGGGGAUGGCGGCCUUCGUCUUCUUCAUGCUGACCGUAACAGAGUUUAUGGACGUUUCUAUGGAGCUGGGCUGUUUCCUGGCCGGAGCUCUGUUGUCCACACAGGGUCACAUGGUCACCGCAGAGGUCAUGGGAUGCAUCGAGCCAAUCCGAGAUUUCCUCGCCAUCAUCUUCUUUGCCUCUAUCGGUCUCCACGUGUUCCCCACAUUUGUGCUGUAUGAGCUCACCAUCCUGCUGGUGCUGACGCUCUCGCUCGUCAUCAUGAAGUUUGUCAUGGCCGUGCUGGUGCUGUCGGCCAUCUUGCCUCCGGGCUCGCGACACAUCCGAUGGAUCGUCUCAGCUGGCCUCGCGCAGGUCAGCGAAUUCUCCUUCGUCUUGAGCAGCCGCGCGCGUCGAGCUGGCAUCAUCUCCAGAGAGGUGUACCUGCUGGUUCUCAGCGUCACCACUCUCAGUUUGCUGCUGGCUCCCGUGCUGUGGAGAGUCACCACGCACAGAUGGGUUUCCCGGGCCGAACACAAAACUGUCCCAUGACCGCGGCGCGUUCAUGGCCAAACGGCGCCCGCCUGCAGUGACUGUUACACAACCGGCAGCGACGUCACGAGGAGAGGAAGUCUAUUUAAUCAGAAACUCAUAAGAAUAUGUCAUGGCCUGUUGGACCAAAUGUUCCUCUUCUUUAUUCUUCCUCUUGAUUUAACGAACUCCGUCCUCUUCAUCGGGGGAAGAGAUCUUUAUCAUCUCCGUUCUUGAUGAAUGCAUCUAUCCGACUGUUAUAAAGGACAUUUUCUUCAAGCGUGGGCCUGGAGAAGUGUUACAUAUACAUUAGGUUCCAUAGAAACCCCUUUACUGUAUAUAAGGGCUUAUUUCAUAACACAUACAAUAUGUAACACGUAGUUUUGUCAACAAUCCCAAAGGCUUUGUCUUUCAAGCUUUACAGUUUCGUGGAGAAGCACAAAAAAAAUGUAAUGUCGUUCCAGCUCUGAUGCUUUUCAUGCACAUUCUCUUAAAAAAAACAUUCUUUCUUUACUGUUUCAGUUUCCUGUUGACACUCGUUAGUGUUUGCACUUUGAACCUCCUCCUUUUAGCAAGAACAUGGACCAAAUGUGGGGAUUCAUCCUGCACUUUUGUAUGAUUUAAAAUGGCCUCCAUCUUUCCUUUACACAUUACAACAACUUGACUUUUACAUUGUUCAAAUUUGGCUAAUGACUGUAUACGAAUCUUCUUCUGACUGAAGCGCAAAACUUCUCUCUGCUGCAUUUAAUAGAUGAUACGUCUAUUCUGAUUCUACUGUUAUGUAAAAACGGUCUCUUAGCCAAAUAUCCCUUUUCUGGUUUAAAGUCACACGACACACGAGUGGAAAACGAAGGAACGUUGGGCAGCAUCUCAAAAGAAUCAUUAAAAAAUAAAUAAUGUGAAUUGAUUCAUUUGCCGUUUAAGGAGAAAACUUGCACUGGUUACCGCUGAAUGUCAGACUAAUGUGUCUGCUCAACACUUUGUGCACCAGGAGAAAGACUAUGAGGAGAGUUCUCUCACUGCGAGAGAGCUUCAUGCUGUAGAUGUCCUCGUCUUAUGAUUCAUAAUGUGCAAUGUAAAUGUGUGUAACACGGCCACGUGUUAGGAUAUUUGUAGGCGAACAUUUGAGUUUACAUGUGUGUCUGUGUGUGUGUUGGAGGCACAAAGAAAUGCUGUUUCCAUCAGAAUCGUCAUGUAUUUUUAAAUUAUUGAAAUCAUAUAAUUUAUUUAUUAAAAAACUAAAGAACA